UGCCCUUGCUGCUUCUCCAUCAUCUCCUGUUCUCACAUUGACUGGCAUUAUCUGAUCUGGAGGAGGGUGUGUCUGCAUUAAGAUCGCAUUGCCUGUGCCCUCAUUCUGGACAUCAUCCUCUUCUCUGAGCGUCGACAAAGCGCCUGAGGCUGCAACGAUCAUGUGGAACGACGAGGACAACAAUCCGUACGGCGCGUUUGAACACAACGAGUCUCAUUUCUCUGAUUCCUUGCACUCAGCAUCAAUCUCCCCUACUCUUAUCGACCGCGAAUCCAGCCCGUCUCCGAGCGCACACUACAGCGAUGACCCCCCUGAUUACGUUACAAAUGAACCCGAUCUUAGCGACGAAGAUGGUCCAGCAUAUGGUGCUCAGCACGCUCCUGGAUACCGCCGGAAGAGUGUCUAUGACAGUCGCAUAGAGCAGAUCCUCUACGAAAACCUGGACAUGCCGAUCCUUAUCACCGACGCCGGGAAGAACCAUGAAGGUGGUGGGAGUUUCAUCGUCUAUACCAUACGGACCGGUGAUCUAGAAGUCCGACGGCGAUACUCGGAAUUCGCUUCUCUUCGACAGACACUGGUCAGCCUUCAUCCGACUCUCAUCAUUCCUCCGAUUCCCGAGAAGCAUACGAUGGCGGAUUAUGCGGCUAAGCCCACGAAGGCAAAGGAAGAUACAUCUAUCAUCGAGCUCCGGAAACGAAUGUUGGCUGUCUUUCUGAACAGAUGCCGCCGCAUGAAGGAGGUCCGGGAAGAUGGUGUGUGGUGGAGAUUUUUGGAUCCUAACGUUAGUUGGAAUGAGGUUCUCCAUUCUUAUCCCGCGUCGUCGGUACCUAAGAACAACUUGAAAGCGCCCCCGCUGGAUCCUGCGAACCCAACGCCAGCACAUGCCUGGUUGCCAGUUCCCUCUUCAUCCGCAAAGCUCAAGUCAGGUGCUGCACCCUCCGGUGACGACGUCGCACCGUCAAGUACAGCUGGCUCCCAGAUUCUGCCGCGUUUCCCACCUGACUCGCGUCAGCUGAGUGAAAAGGAGCUGGAUCCUUAUUUCAUCAAUUUUGAGGCGGCCACUCGGGAGAUGGAGUUGCUCCUACAGGGUAGUUUAGAGAAGGUGAACCGUCGGACAUUGGCGCACCUGUCGUCUCUGUCUGCGGACUUGAUGGAACUUGGAGCGCGAUAUAAUGGCUUUUCCCUUUCCGAGCAAUCGCCGACCGUAGCUGCAGCAAUUGAACGCAUCGGCCAGGCAGCGGAUACGUCGUACAUUGAGACAGAGGAGUUGUCUGGUUCUCUGAGCGCGAGUUUCGCAGAGCCAAUGCGGGAAAGCGCGCAAUUCGCUAGCGUCGUUCGAAGUGUUCUCCGGUAUCGGGUUCUGAAGCGGGUGCAGGAAGACAUGACUCGCGAUGAAUUGGCUAAGAAAAGAACAUUGCUUGAUUCUCUCGAAAAGAGUGAAAUGGAAGCAAAACGGAUCGAGCAGUAUCUGAACCGCACAGCUCCUCAGCCUGCAAGGAGGAGCCAACGCUCAUUAUCUACCUCGUCUGCCGUUACCAGCGGCGAUCAUGAGACUGAAGCUCGCCCAGGUAGCACAGAAGAUACUGCAUCGAUUGACUCGGAUUUCCCGCCGACGCAUGGGGAGAAUGCGACCAUACCGCCACUCGCGUCCCAGGUUACAGUGCCAAAAAGGACAGACCCAUCUGCAUCGGCUCAUGCCCACCGAAAAACUUCCAGUGGUACCUUCAUGACCAACAAAAUAUUCGGCCGGAUCAGCCACGCUGUUCAUGGCUUCGUGGACGUCGAUCCGGAACGGACGCGUCGCGACCAGAUCGGAAAGACAAAAGAGAGUCUGGUACAUUUAGAGCAGGCGCUGGAAGUAUCAGAGAAGGACGUCAAGGAUGCUAGCGCAGGGGUCUUGCGUGAUCUGAAACGGUUCCAGAAGGACAAGGAGGCCGAUCUUCGACGAUACAUGGUUGCAUAUGCCCGAUGCCAUCUCGACUGGGCCCGGAAGAAUCUGGAGACAUGGACAGAAGCGAAAGAUGAAGUAGAUAAGAUCGUUGUCCGAUAGGCAUAUAGGGGAUUCGGUUGCAACUUCUUAUGUGACAUGGCUCUAAUCUGGGAGUUUGGAGUUCGACGAUGGUGGUUCACUUGUUUUAUUUCGAUUGAUGGCACCGCCCUUUCUUCCCGGUUUCAUGAAUGCUUCCUUUAUGGAAUUGGGUCCUGGUAGGCUAGGUGAAUGUUCACUUCUCACUUAGACAGCUUAUGUCCCCUGUCUACUUGGAGGUCAUGGUACUGUCGUCUUGCGAUUCAUCUAUGCGGGAGGUCUAUAGAGGAUAUCUAUUCAACAUCUUACCUUUUGAAUUGUCUUUAUAUCUUGUUUCAUGCUUUCCAUUUACUCAAGAGUCUUCUCAUCAGCAGAUGACAUGAUCAGUAACUAGUACUGCUGGUGAGAUUUGAAUAUCUAUCUCUAUGAACGAACAGUGAUAAUGGGCAAUUAGUACUUGGUAUGCAUUAAUGAUAUGAUACAUGGUAAUAUGUAGGGCAAAUUAUGAAAAAAAACGUUUAAUCAAAAUAGACGACUGGAUUUGCAUUCGAUAUUUCCUCCAGAGACAGGGGCUGGCAUCCAGAUACGAACACUGCUGAGAUGCAUCUCAACCCCCUGCCCAAGAACCGAUAGGAUAUUUAAUUAGACCCGGUGACUGGGCUUACGGAGACCUGAUAUGUGCAUGGUCCCCAGAGCCCUUCUCUCCCUGCUGAUGCCGAUCAUCCUUCAACAAACUGGGGCCGAUAUCAAGCACGCUGAUUUCACUCUCGCUCAUGACGGUACAGCGUCGUCUUCUCGGGUUCAGCGAAGCAGAAGCAGCAAUAGUAAGCAGGCCUUCUGCAUUUGUUGUACUUGCUCUGUUUUGAUCCUUGUUCAGAUGACGCUCCUUGUUCUGCUGCUGAGUCCUCUUGACGCCAAUCUCCUCGUCACUGCUCGACGGUGUCUCGUGUUUAGAGCAGGAACCAGACAUCCUCAACCGACCCGAAAAGUUGUUCCAGACAUCCGAUAUCUUCUCUCUCUGCGGAGGAGACCUGGGUUCCAGGAUAGCGGACUCGAUCAUCCUUCUAUCUUCGUCUGAGUCGCUGGGGCUGGUAUUGGGAUUCUUGUAGUUCGAUGAAGGGGUCACGAUGAUGUCUGUGUCUAGUUGGAUGAGGACUCGUUUUGGACGGCGGAUAUCGAUGGGUUGUGAGCGCUUGCAAAGGGCUGAGGGGAGUUUGAAGGAUGUAUUUGACGUCGUUGAGGAUGGGGAGAUGGGUGUUGAUGGGGAGAGUGUAUCUGGUGUAGUGGAUGUGGAGGUCGACCUCCCUUCUAAUGUAAUUCCAUCACCGUCCCCGGGUCGAGCUAAAGAUUCCCUUGUUGGCGAUCUUGAAGCUCUCUGGUUAGCCCCGUUAUAUGCUCGUCCGAACACCAUAUCGUCGUCACCGUCGUCGUAGCUGUCAGCUCUUCGGCGUAGAGCCGGAGGAUUCCCAGCGCUACUCUCCGAGUAGAAGGGGAAUCGACCCCACAGUUCUUCCCAAGUGCUUUCCUCGAGCUCAUUCUCGUUCUUUUGUGGAUGUGACGAGCAAGGACUUUCAUUUCUCUUGCCUCCAACGUUCAUUUUGUGGAGGCGAUUCGUGUUGAGCUUGGUCAAUAUCGUUCACUCCUACAAAGUCCUGGAGCUAUGGAUGCCCGGUGUGAGUAUCUGCGAGGCUGCUAUAGACCCUAUUACUGGACGAGAGAGUAAAUGCAGCGCUGAUAAAUGAACGAGGCAGUAAAGUAGAUCUAUCCUGUGCAGUACCUGCAUGAAAGCCGACAGUGCAAUCUGGUACAUGUACAAAGAGAUAGUUGUAUCCCGGUAUACAUUAAAU
This is a messenger RNA of Monascus purpureus, 3873 nucleotides long. The record is from the annotation of a GenBank genome assembly. NCBI's taxonomy places the organism in Eukaryota, Fungi, Ascomycota, Eurotiomycetes, Eurotiales, Aspergillaceae.